Molecule: messenger RNA, 801 nt
Organism: Aplosporella prunicola CBS 121167
Lineage: Eukaryota; Fungi; Ascomycota; Dothideomycetes; Botryosphaeriales; Aplosporellaceae
Exons: 1
Coding region: 1-801 (266 amino acids)
Source: RefSeq, a predicted model, not a curated record
AUGCAGUUCGACGAUAACGGCUGUCCAACAAGCAAAGACAUCGUCUACUCGCCCUUCAAGCUGUGGACUUCCAUUUGGCCAGAUGGGUCGUCAGGCCUGUGCUGGAACUACGCGAGCUGUGUUUUCACUCAAGCCGACGAAAGUCGCAAACAGCAGUUCGCCGCCACCGCGCUUGUCAUGGGCCUGCUUCCGGUCGCUCUCUUGGAAAACACCUGGCCGGACAAUCGGGAAGUUGCGAUCACGGGGAAGCUGCCCGUGGCAGUGGAAAUUCUUGUCCGCACUCUCGGCCUCAAGCCUGUCGAUGGUCACUCCGCCAGCUCACAGGCCAAACCUUCGGCGUCCGCCAUCGCAACCUGGGCGUCGAACGCCAAACCGAACAUUGUCAUCCUGGUGACAGCCGCAAAUUCACUUGCGCUUUGCGCUUGCUAUGCCGUUCUCGUCAUCCUCGAAUAUACUUCAAAACGGUCAGCCAUCGGUUGCACCUACUUCGCCACCGUACUGUGCUGGUACAUAGCUGCCCUUGUUCCGGCCAGUACUCAUACCCUACUAUCGAGGAUUUCGAGCGGACAAGGCGUGGAGGAAUUCUGGCUUUCUCAGAUUGUCCGGGCCUUCCACAGCGGUGCGGGGGUACUCUUGUUUAGCUCCAUAAUGGCAGUGACCCCUAUCGAACUUUUCACAUGGGUUGUGGCUAGCUUUGUCACUUCGCUCUGCGGCAGGCUUCUGGCACUCUUCAUCUGUAUCCUGAGGGAGAAAAUACGACCAAAUGGUACGACGCGAUACAGCCAAGUAACCCACAUAUAA